AUGGGGAGCCACCAGAAGGGAGAGCAUGGAGGCAGCAGCAAUGGAAGCGGCGGAGGAGCUGUGGUGGUGGACAAGGGUGUGGAUUUCGCACAAUAUUUCUGCACCUACGCUUUUCUUUAUCACCAGAAAGAAAUGCUCUCUGAUAGAGUCCGUAUGGACGCUUACUUCAAUGCUAUUUUUGAGAACAAGCACCACUUCAAUGGAAAGACGGUGUUGGAUGUGGGAACAGGGAGUGGCAUUCUUGCAAUAUGGUCGGCACAAGCGGGUGCACGAAAGGUCUAUGCAGUUGAGGCUACUAAGAUGUCAGAACAUGCCCGGACUAUAGUUAAAGCACAUAAUCUUCAAGAUGUAGUUGAAGUACUUGAGGGUUCUGUGGAGGAUGUCACCCUGCCAGAGAAAGUUGAUGUAAUUAUCUCAGAGUGGAUGGGUUACUUCCUUCUUCGUGAAUCUAUGUUUGAUUCAGUGAUAUGUGCGCGUGACCGCUGGCUGAAGCCUGGUGGAGUCAUGUAUCCUAGUCAUGCUCGCAUGUGGAUGGCACCAAUCAGGUCAGGAUUGGGAGAUCAAAAGAAGAGUGAUUAUGAUGGAGCGAUGGAUGAUUGGUCUGCUUUUCUGGAAGACACUAAAGAACACUACGGUUUUGAUAUGAGUGUUUUAACCAAGCCUUUCUCUGAGGAGCAAAGGAAAUAUUAUCUCCAGACAUCAUUGUGGCAAAACCUUCAUCCACAUCAAGUCAUAGGGACAGCUGCCAUUAUAAAGGAGAUUGAUUGUUUAACUGCCACAGUGAAUGACAUUCUUAAAGUAACAUCAAACUCUAUUUCGUCAAUCACUUUAGAAAACACAAGGCUCUCUGGAUUUGGUGGAUGGUUUGAUGUUCAUUUUCGAGGAAGCAAGGUUAAUCCGGCACAGCAGGAAAUUGAGUUGACAACUGCUCCAAGUAUAAAUAAUGGCACACAUUGGGGUCAGCAGGUUUUCCUCUUGCAUCCUCAUAUAGACAUCAGUGAAGGGGAUGAUUUGAGUCUAUCCUUCACCAUGAAUCGUUCAAAGGAAAAUCACAGAUUAAUGGAGGUUGAGCUUGAAUGUGAGGUUAAACGGUCCUCUGGCAAACAGCUUCCACCUUUCAGAAAUAAGUUCUACAUAGAGUGA
Messenger RNA from Dovyalis caffra, 1143 nucleotides. NCBI's taxonomy places the organism in Eukaryota, Viridiplantae, Streptophyta, Magnoliopsida, Malpighiales, Salicaceae. The record is from the annotation of a GenBank genome assembly.